AUGGGCAGCAGAAGGUUUCAUCCGAACAUUAUAGUGACGGGCACACCAGGGUGUGGUAAGAGUACUACAUGUGAGCUGUUGCAACGCAGGCUGGACGGGUACAAGUAUUACAAUAUAUCUGAGUUUGCAGAGGAGCACAAGUGUUACGACGGGUAUGAUGAAGGACGUAAGUCACACAUAGUGGACGAGGACAAGCUGCUGGAUGAGCUAGAACCCCUGUUGCUGGAAGGCAAGAGCAUUAUCGACUGGCACGUCAACGAUGUGUUCCCCGAGAGACUUAUAGACCUUGUAGUGGUGCUGAGGAGCGAGAACGGUAAGCUGUACGAUAGACUGAAGGCCAGAGGGUACCACGACUCAAAGAUAGAAGAGAACCUGGACGCAGAGAUCAUGGGAGUGGUGCUCCAGGACGCCCAGGAGUCCUACGAGCCCGAGAUCGUGGUCGAGCUGCAGAGCAACACCACUGAGGACAUGGAGAACAACGUCGACCGUAUCAACACUUGGGUCGACAACUGGGUAGAAGAACACAAAGAUGGUGUGUCCAGCGAGCUGAAAGAUGGUAAGAAAUACGCAUCCUACUCCUCCGAGGAGGAAGAAGAAACAUCAGACGGUGAAGACGAGGAAGCCUCUGCCUCUGACUAG
Molecule: messenger RNA, 639 nt
Organism: Nakaseomyces glabratus
Lineage: Eukaryota; Fungi; Ascomycota; Saccharomycetes; Saccharomycetales; Saccharomycetaceae
Gene: FAP7
Product: nucleoside-triphosphatase
Cellular component (GO): nucleus; cytoplasm
Molecular function (GO): ATP binding; AMP kinase activity; ATP hydrolysis activity
Source: RefSeq, a predicted model, not a curated record